UCUUAAUGUCAGUAUUCCAACUAAUUACUUGAUGCGCGUACGCAUUUAAUUGCGAUUCAACUAACGACGGAAUCUAAACAAGAAUUAAUGGAGGUCGAAGAAGGCAUACCGCUGGAAAAGAAAUCACCUGGAGGUUGGAUUGUGCUGCUAAAGCAAAGGCUUCCGAUUGUGGAAUGGGCUCCGAAGUAUAACCAAACUGCUGCAAUAGCUGAUUUAGUUGCAGGCAUAACUCUAGGGCUAACUUUAGUUCCACAGAGCAUAGCGUAUGCUUCGCUGGCGAAUCUUCCAGUUCAGUAUGGAUUGUACUCAGCAUUUAUGGGUACAAUGCUGUACACAUUCCUGGGGACCGUAAAGGAGGUGUCAAUCGGUCCCACCAGCUUGAUGGCCCUUAUAACAUUACAAACAUGCCGAGGUCUGCCCAUCGAGUUUGUGGUUCUCCUAGCUUUCUUGGCGGGGUGUGUAGUCUUCGUCAUGGGUCUUCUGCGACUUGGGUUUCUGGUCGACUUGAUAUCACCGUCAGUAACAAGUGGGUUCACGUCGGCUACAGCCAUCACUAUAGUGGCUUCACAGUUAAAAGGCCUUCUGGGCAUUAGCUUCGUCGCGGAGAGCAUACCAGAGAACUUAUACUUAAUAUUUUCCAAGUGGAGUGAAGUGAGACUGACCGACUGCGCGUUGGGCGCCGUUUGCUGCACUGUUCUCUUGUUAUUGAGGAAACUGAAGGACCUCCCAGUGAGUCCAAAGAGAUAUCGAUUGAAGAAAGUCCUGUGGUUACUUUCCAUUGCGCGGAAUGCUCUCAUAGUUGGGAUCUGCUCCACUAUAGCAUUCACGAUGCACAGUGACCAAAAUCCGCUGUUCAAACUAUCGGGUCGCGUAGAACCAGGAAUACCUAGAUUUAGUCUUCCACCAUUUAGUGCAACGAUAGGAAACGAGACGGUGGGGUUCUUUGAGAUGGUUCACACUUUGGGAUCCGCUGUGGUGAUGACCCCUGUCGUCAUGGUGCUCGCCAAUAUUGCGAUCGCGAAAGCAUUCUCUCCCGGUGGUCGCGUGGAUGCAACACAAGAGAUGAUGACCCUGGGUUUGUGUAAUGUGGCCGGCUCGUUCGUCCAUGCGAUGCCCACGUGUGGAGCCUUCACCAGGUCUGCCGUAUCCCACUCAUCGGGCAUCAGGACUCCAGCGGCUGGCAUGUACUCUGGUGUUAUAACACUACUGGCUUUGAAUUUCUUGACGCAGUAUUUCUUCUUCAUACCAAGAGCUUGUCUUUCCUCUGUGCUUAUCUGUGCUGUUAUUUUCAUGGUUGACUUUCGCAUCGUGGUAACCCUGUGGAGGAAGAGUAAGCGAGAGCUGGUGCUGCUCUUAUUAACAUUCGCUAUCGGCGUGUGGAAGAGCCUGGAGUUGUCGGUGAUAUUCGGCGUUGGGACCGGGCUGGUGUUACUGAUACGUGACGUUAUGAGGUCGCCAAUACUGAUGACACAGCACAAGUGUCGCAGCGGCGAUGUCAUCCGGAUAUCAGUACGCCGCGCACUCGUGUACGCAAACUGCGAGAAGUUUGCGGCACUUGUGCUCUCUGUACCCUGCCCCGCAGCCCCCGCACCCCGCGGCCUUGCGUUCCCCGUCGUUGUUGACUGCUCUGUGAUCACUCUCAUGGACUACACUGCUACAGAGGUGAUAUCCCGACUAAUCAACAAAUUCAAAGAAAGGGAUCAGAAGCUUGUCUUCUACAAUGCGUCUUCUGAAGCUAUUGGUUGGCUAGAGGGCAUAGAUAAUCUAGACAAAAGGGCUCUGAAAUGUAGAUGCGUGCAAGAGGCGUUGGAUGCUGCCGUGGCAACAGAUAAUGAAGCACACGAUGAAACUAGUCUUCUUUUGCAGAAAGUUCCGGCUACAGUCGAUGAAAAUGUAUAAAUAGUAUUCUUAUAAUAAAAUGACUAAAAAGAGAA
This is a messenger RNA of Leptidea sinapis, 1934 nucleotides long. Its product is annotated as sodium-independent sulfate anion transporter-like. NCBI's taxonomy places the organism in Eukaryota, Metazoa, Arthropoda, Insecta, Lepidoptera, Pieridae. Gene Ontology annotation, molecular function: sulfate transmembrane transporter activity. Gene Ontology annotation, cellular component: membrane. Gene Ontology annotation, biological process: transmembrane transport. The record is from RefSeq and is a predicted model, not a curated record. Bases 88 to 1899 code for a protein of 603 amino acids. The transcript has 10 exons.